ACAUUAACUAUUGGUUGCAUAUGCAGUGCAAUGUGCAUCGAGAAAGGAUAGCAGCCCUGUUUACUUCAUCUCAUUUUGUUUUAAUUCAAAUUCAGUGUAACGCUCGUAUGAAAAAUGUUGCGUAUUGCAAUACAUAUUCAUCCAAAUAUUUUAUCUUCGCAGUGUUAUAUUCGGUAUGUCGAUGAUUCUAAUUCUGUCGACACGAUUCAAGUAGAAUGUUUUACCUCCAAAUUAGAAUUAUUGCUGCUUAAGAAUGAUGAAAUCAUUAAAAAUGUAAAAAUCAGCUCCCCAAAAGAUAUUUUUAUUCCUUCGUCAUUAUUAUCUGAUUCCGAUUCUUCUAUAUAUUCAAACUCGACCAUCAUAUGCCGGACAAAAUUGACACCAGCUGGGCAGCAUGUCGCGGAUUGUAGCUUUCGAUUGCAAAUAUCUGGAGGCGAUCAAUCCGAUGAGUCGAAAUCAGAGCAAAAUUUUGAUGUAAAGGAUUAUUUCAAAGAGCAGUUUAAAAACCGUAUCCAUUGGAAUUUGUUGUGCGCUAGAUGUGGAAAUCACUUGCCCAUAAAACCUUUAUUCAUCGAUAAUGUUAAGGAAUACUGCAAUUCUGAACUAUCCGAAGAAUGGUUUUGCCACAGGAAUGAUGCACAAUCAAUUAUUCAGCCAUCAUCGGAGAUUCUUUACGUGGAUGAUAUUUCCUUUUAUUUAUAUCCCAGACCAAAUUCGGAUAAUAGUUGUCAAAAGGCAACUGGCAGUCAAAAGAGUGACUGUAUCAACAAUCGAAGUACUAAUUGUUCAAAUGUUUCUUGUUCAGGUAUUAAUUGCACAAAUAAAUCUGCUGAAAUCAGAAAAAAAACUGAUCAAAAUGCUCUAGUUGUGAAUAGUUCUGUUGAUCCAAAUGUGGAUUCUUCCAAUUUGAAGCAAACUGAUUCUUCAGUCAGAAGUUGCGUACAUCAUGCCUGUGAUGAUUGCAAGCAUUCUACUGAUGAUAAAAACGAAUACUUGAAUAAUUCCAAAGGUUUUAUUGAAUGCCAGUCAUGUGGUGAUGUUUUGACUGCAGAGAAAUCCCCACGUCCAUUCAUUAGGUUUUAUUUUGAUAAACUGAUGUUCAAAGAUCCCUCUUGUACUGAUAAUAAUUUGGAAUAUGCUCGCCAAAUAACAUUGCUGUCAUUCUGGAGUUUGGUGAAGAAAAAUGAGUCCCCACCAUUGCCAUCUAGACUCUUCCUCCAAAGCAAAGUUCGUGAUGAAGACCGCUGUCUUUUGCUGUGGAUUCCAAACACCCCUAUCCGCCAGUUCUUACUACAAGAUUCCUUCGAAGGCAUUCCUCAGGAGGUCAACCUGAAGCUGGAGCCGGUCUACAAAAUCCUGUACUUCGUUGGUACCUCCCACUCCGAAAAGGUCCGCUCCUGGCGGCACGAUUUUAACGUCGAUUACUACCGUGUCAGUGACACGAUGGUCAAGACAAUCGCUGAGAUUUUGGAUGCUUCCUCCAACUAUUUGCCCCAAACGACCGAGGCUGCAGAUUUCUCUUGCGGCUUCAUGAAGGCGCCCUCUCAUUUGCUGCAGCAAUUGUGAGAAGCUAGAAAAAGAGACCUUUGCAUCGACAUUUCGGACAGUAAUGGAUAUCAGAAACAUACUCCAAUGACAUAAAUGUUUGAUACAUCAUAAUGUGUAUAUCAUAAAUUAUUUUUAUAAAAAAGGCAAUAAAUU
Messenger RNA from Argiope bruennichi, 1701 nucleotides. RefSeq lists its product as uncharacterized. The record is from RefSeq and is a predicted model, not a curated record. Bases 115 to 1566 code for a protein of 483 amino acids. The transcript has 2 exons. NCBI's taxonomy places the organism in Eukaryota, Metazoa, Arthropoda, Arachnida, Araneae, Araneidae.